Molecule: messenger RNA, 2490 nt
Organism: Chanos chanos (milkfish)
Lineage: Eukaryota; Metazoa; Chordata; Actinopteri; Gonorynchiformes; Chanidae
Gene: veph1
Product: ventricular zone expressed PH domain-containing 1
Exons: 13
Coding region: 1-2490 (829 amino acids)
Biological process (GO): regulation of signal transduction
Cellular component (GO): plasma membrane
Molecular function (GO): phosphatidylinositol-5-phosphate binding
Source: RefSeq, a predicted model, not a curated record
AUGCAUCAGCUCUUCCGCUUAGUGCUGGGCCAGAGGGACCUGUCCCGCGCGGGAGACCUCUUCUCCCUGGACGACAGAGAGAUCGAGGACUGCCUCUCCCAGGCACUAGAGGAGCUCAAAACCAUCUCCUGCUCUCCUGACUACCUGACAAAUGACAAUGACCAGGCAGUGGUGGAGAUCUGCAUCACGCGCAUCACCACUGCAAUCCGAGAGACAGGCUCCAUUGAGAGGCACGGGGCGGCGCUGGUGUCCCUGUGGGAAUCCUGCCUGGAACACAACCUCCAACCUCAACACGGCAAGGAUGAGGACACCCCUCACGCCAAAAUCGCCUCUGACAUUACCAGCUGCAUCUUGCAGAACUACAGUCGCCCUCCUGUGAUGGAGCUGGCGGUUCCCGUGGCGGUGCGGUUUCUACGGCAGGGGAACAAGGAGCUGAGCCGUAACAUGUCCAGUUACCUGUCUCUGGCAGCCAUAGCCAAGGCCGAGCUCCUAGCCCCUCACACAGAGGCCAUGAUCCACAGUGCUCUGGGAGGUAAUCACAUGCUUCUGAGAGUCCUGCCCUCUGUGUAUCCAAGGCAACCAGAGCCCAUCCACCGGCACAUUGCUGACCUGGUGGCCAUGAUGUCACAGCUGGACCAGGCCUCCAAGCAGCACCUUCUCAGACUACUGCAGAUGGUCGGAGAGCAACACCCUUUGGUGUUGAGUCCAUUGGUGCCCUCUCUGAUUGGUUUCCUUGAUGACAUCAUUCUGAGUGACACCAUACUUAGCGUGCUAGUGGAUGUGUCGGAGGCUAGCCCCACCUCUCUCUCCACCUCCUUGCCCAUGCUGAGGACUGUGGGACAGCAGAACCCAGCUCUCCUUGGUCAUGUGGCCAAGAUUCACGUCACCGUUGGACUGACCAGUGAGGAGGAGGCGCGUAGUGCUCUGGUGUACCUGGUGUCUCUGCUGGCCAGUAUGGAGCACAGCGUUCACCACGCCCUGCUGCUGGACAUCCGCACUCUGACAGACCACUACACCUCCAUACUGGGGAGAGGAAACAAGGAAAUCUACCGCAUGAGUAACAGCUUCACAGCCAUCGCAAGACUGCUCAGCAGACGACUGGAGAACGACAUGGCCGUAACCUGCAGAGAUGCUGUUGAAGCUGGAGGCUUCUCUAAAGCGUGUGAUGAAGAGGUUACUGGUGCAGAAAGUGAUGCUGACGUAAGUCAGACACUCCAGGUGAAGAUCCAGGCUUUUGAAGACAAACUUGGGGAUGAGGGGGAAGAAGCACAUGGAGAGGGGGGGUCACCAGGACCCCAGCGACGUUACAGCCUGGGCCAAGCAGCACGAGAUGAACGCAGAGAAAUGAGAUUCAACAGAUCCAAAAGCCUGGCUCUUCACGCUGUCCACUCAUGGUUGCCCACCUCUGAUAACGGCCAGGAGGGGGAGGGUGUGGACUUGACCCCCGACCCCUCCCAGUGCGAGACCCCGACCAGCCCUGAGACUGGAGGGGUGCCCACAGACACAGAGACAGGGGCAUACAUGGCUCAGGAGGAUCCUCCUAAAGACAACAUGGCACCCCAGGAUGUCUCCCCAGAGAAGAGGGAGGGUGUGACAGCAGGAGGGAGCCAGCACGACGGGGACCGGCUUUGGGCUCACCUGCGGGACAACGCAGAGAAGAUUCGAACAUUCUGCACAGAGUUGGUCAGACAGAUCCCUGUGCCAGACCACUGUGUCAUCGAAGAUGUCCCUUGUGGCUGUGUAGCGAAGCUGUCUUUCUCCUGCCCACUAAAGGGUCACUACUGUCUGUAUGCCAAGUCGUGCUUCACCCUGUGCAGCCGCCAGCCCCACCUCUGGAUCCAAGUAAUGCUGCUCACCCUACAGAGUAAGUCCUCUGAAGCUCUGUGCAAUCGGGAUGAGUGUGUGCUGAAACUCAGGAGUUUGUGGGAGAAGACUCAGCUGAAAGGGGCUCACAGCUUUGAACUGGCCAUGACUCAGACGACUGUCCCUAACAAGAAGGAUCUGGAUAGUCUACAGAACCAUCUGGAGGAGGUGCGAUUCUUUGAUCUUUUCGGUUAUAGUGAAGAGGAGGGUGGCUGGCUCUGUUUCAUGUGUAACAACCCAGAGAAAGCCACAGUUGUGAAUAAGGAUGGGCAGCCUCUGAUCGAGGGUAAACUGAAAGAGAAGCAGGUGCGCUGGAAGUUCAUCAAGCGGUGGAAGACACGCUACUUCACCUUGGCAGGCAACCAGCUCCUCUUCCGAAAAGGCAAAUCAAAAGAUGAGUUGGAUGACAAUACCAUUGAACUGAGCAAGGUGCAGAGUGUUAAGGUGGUAGCCAAGAAGAGGCGGGACCGAGGUCUGCCCAGAGCCUUUGAGAUCUUCACGGACAGUAAGACGUACGUGCUGAAGGCACAGGAUGAGAAGCAUGCUGAGGAAUGGCUCCAGUGCAUCAAUGUGGCAGUGGCCCAAGCCAAAGAACGAGAGAACCGAGAGGCUACGACAUACCUGUGA